GGGGCCGGCGGGAGCGGCACCGGGACCAGGACCAGGAGGAGGAGGGAGCCGGCACCGCGCCGCGGGGGUAAGGCUUCUUACGUUUGAAGAUGCCGCUCUUCGGGAAAAUAAUCGUAAUUAAACGGAAUGGGACCGAUGGAAUUCACUUUCCACUCACUGCAAGCUCUUGUUUAUUCGGAAGACUUAAUUGUCUUCAGGAUCUCAACUCUUUUAUCCAAUUAAGGAGAACAGAAUGUGACAUCCGCAUCCAGUUGCCUCAGGUCUCGAAAGAACAUUGUAAAAUCGAAGUAAAUGAAAACGAGGAGGCAAUAUUGACAAAUUUAAGCACAGUAAAUCCCACGCAGCUGAAUGGAAGCUGUUUUCAGCAACCCGUACCUCUGAAGCACGGGGAUGUGUUAACUAUUAUUGAUCGUUCUUUCAGGUUUGAAUAUCCUCUCCAAUCAACUCCAAGAAGGAGGCGUUCCAGAUCUCCAAAAGAUGAAUCACGGCAGGUUCUUCAUGUUCAGCAGGUGGCAGAAGUGGAGUUAUUACGUAAGCAAACUUCAGGACCUAAAAGAUCUGCAGAUCAUUCUGAGUGCGAAGAACAAAAUGCUGACGAAAAUAAACAAAGUACGGAGAAAAAUAUGUGCAAAGCCUUACCAGUUAAGCUACAAACACCUACAUCUUCAUAUAAGAUAAAACAAUCUAUUAAAAAGGAAAAUGAAAUGUCUCCCUUUAGUAAACUCUAUGAAACACUGAAAUAUGAGAUUAAAGUGAAAAAACCUCUGCAAGAAGGAAAUGUACCUGGAAAAGAAGCUGGUAAGGGUGCUCUGCAAGAACCAAGUGCUCAAAUUGCAUCAAGUUGUGAUCCUGUAAGCCUGACUAAAGAGAAAGAAAUUGGCAUAAGUGAAAAUAAUGAAGAAUGUAAAAUGAAACAAGACGUAAUUGGUUCAGAAUUUAAUCAGAUCUCAACGGUAGGAAGUGCUACCAAGAAGUGUUUUACCCGAAGUCCUCGAACUUCUCUUUCAAAGGAGAUGAGAAAAGGUAGGAGAAGUAACUUGCAAGAUCAUAAGGAAGUAAGUACGCCAGGUAAAUCUAAAGGCACUGAGGUGACUGCCAAAACACCCAAACCCAGUAAGGAGAACGACAGAAACGCAGCGUGUUUGCUGGAGCCAUGCUCCAUAGAACGCUUGGGUGAGGUGAAAAUCUACAGCUCUGCAAUAAGAGCAGAGAAAAUAGCACAAAAAACAAAGAUGACAAAUGUUUCUGAAGUAGAUAAACAUGUGUCUACACCAACCCCCAGAAGGAAGAGUCCUCGAUCUUGUUUCAUGUCACCUACCAAAGAAGCUACAGGGAUGGAUUCUGUAAAUAUUGGUACUCCCACAACUCGAGGAGGUGCGUUGUUGGAACACAACUCUCUUUCAGAAAUUUCAGCUGAAAUUCAAAGGGAAGAUUCAGUGUGCAGAAAUGAUAGCCUCCAACAACUGCCUUUGGGAGAAAAUAAAUGCUUAAAACAGAGACGGAAUAGUAAACAACAUACACCAAGAAAAUCGGCAAAAGUAGAAGUGCUGAAAGAAAUCUGUGAUCAGGCAAAUGUGAACACAAAAAAGAGAGAUUCUGAGUCUCCUGUUUCUGAUUCCAAGAGUCCCAGAAGAAAUGUCAGACAAAGUAAAGAAUUUGUAAACAAAAGCAUCCUUUCAGAGACACCAAUUUCAGGAGAGGUAACAUCAAAACUGGCUUCUCCUGCAAGUCAGAAAUCUGGCUCUGGAAGAAAAAGGGGUAGGCCAAGGAGCUCUGAACUGCAAACUGAGAAAGCACUGGAGACAAAUGCAGUUCAAGAACACCACAAUAAGACUGUAGACAGCCAGGACAGCGGAACUCAACAAGAUCUGGCCACCAAUGGGUGUGAUCAGCAAUCAGAUUUGGAAGAUGCCAGUGUUCCAAGACCUCAGAGAUUAUCGUCAAAAAGGUCUUCUGGAAGUGCUAAUGUACUGGAAGGCAAUGAGGCUGUUUCAGAAAUGCAUGUUUCUGACCUGUUGGCUGAAGAAGAAUCAGGUAACACAAAAAGAGUAUCUCAGAAGAGGAAGAGCGGUGAUCUGUUACCUCAGCCUUUAGGAAAGAGGAAAAGAGUGUCCUUUGGUGGUCAUCUAAGUCCAGAGCUCUUUGACAAAAGUUUGCCUCCCAACUCGCCCCUUAAAAGAGGUGCAAUUCCUGCGAGACUGAGCUUACCGUUUGGAGACUCCCCCCGCGCAGUGCUGAAAAAGGCUCAGGGACUGAGGCACUUUGCCGUGCAGGAACUUUCUGUACAAUUGGAAAAAGAAGAAAUGUCACCCAAAAAAAUGCCAGCCCAGACACCCCCAGCUGCCUCUUCCCCUGACUCUGGAAAAGCAACACCGCAGCUUACUAUGAGCUCUCCAGCACCUUACACAAAAGGACGUUUCUCUGUUUCACACGUCACAACACCAUCGCCAAUUGCAGAAGAGCAGAGCAGUGUUGCAAAAGAUAUGAAUACAGAGGAGAAAAAUAGUGGCCAAGUGAAAACACCUACCUCUGAUCAUGUCAGCCAAGAUGAUAAAACCUCAAUGGCAACACCUAACAAAUUAACAAAAAGUUCACAACGUAGCUCGAAGAAGACUCCCCUGAAGAGGAGAAGUGGUGCUGUAGCAGUUAUCAAUUCAAAAAGAAGAAGCGGUGCCUCUACUGCCAAUUUGCUAGUUGCGAAAUCUUGGGCAGAAGUGGUAAAACUUGGUGUUGUAAGACCACAAACAAAGGCUGUUAAAAAACGUACCCAGAAAGGAAGACCAGUGAAGAAGAUAACACAGUCACCAAAGACUCCCGGAAGAAAAAUCAAAGGUCAUUUUAGCACAGGUCAUGCAGAGUCUCCUCCUACAAUAGUUGUAGGUAGAGCUUACUCUACCACUGUUAGAACAGCUGGACAGGUCCCUAAAGUGGUGAAAAAUCCCAUCUCGAAACAAAACUUGAAUAUGGAUGACAGCUUCAUAGGACUGUUUGAUCUCUUUGAAAAUCCAGAAAAUAGGACUGGAAGAAGAUCACCUUCGAGCACUGUUAAUGACAGUGAUGUUACAUCAACGUGCGCCACAAUGGAAACUUCUGAACUGUAUGCUUCUGAAGAAUCUGGAGAGAUGGUGGUGUCAUCAUCAAAUAUCCCAGAUUCUUCAGGAGAGCAACUGGAUUGUCAAGCCAUCUCCUAUUCUCUGAGAGAGAAGGAAUCUCCACAGUCUGUAUUUGAAAUAACAUCCACCAAAAAUCCUGGAAGAGGAAAAGCUGAGUUGGAAGAAGAUCUUGAUGUGGAUAGUGUGUCGAUAAUUGCAGAGAAACAAGAAUCUCAGGUGAAAUUGGCAAGUAAAAGGAAAACUCCAGAUCAGAAGUUGGAGUCGGUUGAGGUUGCGUCAGGCAUUGAGCAGCUAUUAAGGACCCCACAGAAAAAGCCAGAACCGGCUGAGGUCCUGUCGGGCAUCAAGCAGCUCAUGAAGACCCCAAAACAGAAACCAGAGCCAGCUGAGGUCGGGUCGGAAAAUGUUAUGGAUCCAAAGCAAGAAGGUGCUGGAACUCCUUGUGCUAAUGACAGUCGUGAAUAUGGUGGGAAUAAAACUGUUUUAGAAUAUAAAGGAAAUACUUCACAAGGUAAAGAUUCUCAACAGAAGUUGUCAGCUAGUGAAGACCACUCUACCCAGAGACGAACAAGGGGCAGACCAAGGAAGACUGCACAUCCACCUUCAAUAAAGCAGUGUGAAAAGGAUUUGAAUUUAAAAGAACUGCAACGCCUGGAGAAGAAGAGCAUCCAAGAAGAGAUGGGAGAGAUCAGUUCUUCAACUUCAGUAGCUAAAAAUACAAGAAGAGGGAGGAGAACAAAUCCUUGCGUAGAAAAAGAAAUUGUUUCAAAGCAUCCUGAUGAGAAAGCAGUUGAAACUGUUUCACUUGUGGAAACUCAAGCUGAUACUCAAAGACCAAGAAGAGGUAAAACUAAAGAACCAAAGGAGUUAAAACAUCUGAGUGAGGAUCUUGAAUCUAGUGAAAAAGAUUCUUCAGUGCUACAAAAAGAUCCUGCAAAUAGGAAACAGACUUUGCAGGAGUAUGACAUCAAUGACACAUCUGUAACUGAAGACGAUCAAAGCAGAAAGACAGAAGGUGUAUCUAGUAGCACUCAGGAUGAAAAUUAUCAACUGCAAACAGAUCUUAAAAAAUCUGAAAACCCAUCUGACAAAGGUAGUGUAGAAGACAGGGAAGAAACCCUUCUAUCGCAUCAGGAGAGGUCUAGAGGAAUGAAAAACAUGGGAAACACAGAAGCACUGCUUCCACCCAAAAGAGGAAGACGAGCUAGGAAUGAACUGGUUGAACAAGCUUCUUCAGAGGAGCUUCAUGGGACAAGAAGGAAACUUCGUAAAGACCAAUCAGCAAAAUUACUACAAGGUGAUGAGCGGACUUCUGAGACUGCCCCCACAGAAGAAUCUGAAAACAGCCCUAAAAUUGAAGUAAAGGUAACAGAAAAAAGAGGUAAAUCUUCAAGAAAUGCUAGAAAACACCCAGCGGGAGUAAAAGCAGACAUGUGCGGGGUGGCACCUGAAAAUACACAGAAUGUUCAGAAAGCAAAGGAAACUUCAAGUGAAACUGUUACCGAAACACAAUCGCCCACCAAAAAUGAGAGGAAAGUAUCUCUGGGAGAUGAAGCAGAAAAUGCUCAGGAAAAGACUACACGGUCAUCUCAAAGAUUAACAUCAGAGUCACCUUCUGGAGAGACAGAUACAAUGCCAAUUACUGUUCUGAACUCGGAAGCAAACCGAAGCUCAGUACGAGGAGCAAACAGGACUAGAAACAGGAGAGGGAAAAAAGACUCUUCAGAGAAAAAGGGUGAUGAAUUUGCCCAGGAUGUAAACAGCCUAGGUCUUAAGCCCAAAUAUAAGUCAGAAACAGAGGAAUCUUCUCCCAAAGAGUCUUCAGCCUCUAGCUGUGUCGAGCAGUCACACCAAGUAAUGAAAGACCAGAACAACACAGCUGAGGUGUCAGUAACUGCUCUAAACGGUGACAGUGUUGCUUAUAGACGUCAAAAACGGACAAGAAAUGAGCAGGAAGCAAAUGAACCAAAACAAACUGAAAUCCUGCAAGAGAAUCACACACAAAAUAAUGGAAGCACACAUCAAAGAGUUAGAGGUAGAAAAGUUCAUUUUAAAUUUGAAGCCAGUUCUGAAGCUCUAGGAGAAGAAAGGAAUUUACCUGGGAACGAGGAAGGAAUGGCAUGCAAAAAUGAUCAACAUGAGGCUUCAGAAAAGCCUUUACAAGUAAGGAGGAGCAGAAGAAGGCAAGUUGAUUCCAUUCCACAAGCAGCUUGCUCUACCUUUAUGGAAAAGGAAACCUUAAUUAAAGAUCAUAGUAAAGAUGAGACUUUUGUAAAAGAUCAAGAUCCAGCUUUGGAAGCUAUUCCCUCUUCAACAGAAGAAGUUCCGCUGAGAGGCCGAAGAAGGCGAGAGGUUGCUGUAGCAUCACAAACAGUGAGUUCUCUUCCUCUCAGAAAAAAACGUGGGUUGCUAGAAGGUGAUGAUAAAAAGAUGACUGUGAAAGAAGAUCAAAAUCCAGCACUGGGAAAUAACACAGCAGAGGCAAAAAGUUCAGCUUCUCUCCGGAGAAAACGUGGCUUGUCAGAAACUGAUAAGGAGGAGAGUACUAAUGAGGAACAAAACAUGCUUUUGGAAUCUGCAUCCUGUGCAAAAGCAAAGCCAUUAGGAAGGGGCAGAAGGAAGGAAACUCCUCCAGUGUCACACACAACUAAUUGCAUUUCUCUUAGAAGAAAACGUGGCUUGCCAGCAGAUAAUGGUGGAGAAGAGGCUCCUAAAGAUCAAAAUGUUCCACUAGGAACAGUUGUUUCAGGUCUAAAAGAAGAUCAACAGAAAAGAGGCAGAAGGAAUGAAGCUGCCGUCUUGUUAGAAGCCACAAGUUCUACUCCUGCUCAGGGAAAACGUAGCUUAUCCAGAGAAAGCAGCAGAAAGAAUAAUCAUAGGGAAGCUAAAAAAAUGACUUCUGAAAAACCCCUUUCUGAAGAAAAAAUGGAUCUUUCAAAAGGGAACUCAGGGAAAAAGAUUAGUAUCACUUCACUGGCUGUUAGUUCUAGUUCACUUCAAGGUUUGCCACAAGAUGGUAAGAAUGAAACUCCAGAGGAGCAACAGGGUAUACUUUUGGAAGUAACCCCAUCAGCACAAGGAAAUCCAUCGAAAGCAGGCAGAAGGAAAAUAGUUCCUUCCAAAUCUGAAGAAACUAGUGCACCUUCUCUCAGGGAAAAGCUUGUCUUGCCUGAAGACAGAGGUCAAAAAGGAGCCCUUAAAGAAGGUGAAGGUACAGCUCUGGAAAACAAUUCAUCCCAGGAAAAACAUAGGCAACUGAGAAAUAAGAGGAGAAAUGUACAACUCAAAUCGGCGGCAGCUACUUCUCUUCGCCUUAAUGGCAACUUGCCUGAAAAUGGCAACAUUUCGGAAGCUCAGUGUUUGAAACCCACUGGUUCUGAAGAAAAUAAUCAGUCUGGAAAAGGAAACGAGGUUAACCCUACCCAACAGACAACUUCUCGCAGAAGAAAAUGUCUGUUGCCAGCAGAUGACUUACCACCCAAAAAAUUAAAAUCAGAGAAAAAUGAAAACAGAUCGCCAAAAAAAGGAAAAAGAAACAAAACUGAAGAAAAACUUGAAGGCGAUGCAAAGACAACUCAGGCUGCUGGAGGGACAAACAGGACAACACGAGCAAGCACAAGAGCAAGUGCAAGAAUGAGAAAAUAGGCUUAACAGUUGAAGAACCGGUUUUUAGAAUGAUUCAGUAACUAAAAUUGGAAUUUUUAAUGUGAAUGGACUUGCACUCAGUUCUUAAGUUCAGAUUUUGUAAAGCAGUCACUGAUAUUAUCAAAGUACCUUUCUUAAUGUGUUUACAGAUAUGACAGCGCCUGUUUUAGUAGAUAUGUGUAGUGGUUCCUAAACCAUAUAAUGCUUGUGUAGAAUGGGAAGCAGGAAAAUAAAUCUCUUAUACUCGUAUUUAUCCCCUUUUUUACGGUAAUGAGUGUAGUAGUCAGGAAGCCAUGAUACUUUACUGCCAGUUUAAUUGUAAGCUAUUUUCUGCUUCAAUUUUAUGUGCUUAAGUCUUAUUUUUUCAUUAAAGAUCUAUAAAUAUUCUUUUACAAACUAUAGAUUAAUCAGCAGAACUACUAUGAGAGAAAAUGUUAUUUUAAAAAAAAAAAUUACUGGGAAGUAUGGAUUUGUAAGCCAUUAAAUUUGUAAACAAUUUGGGACUUCUGUGUUUGGUGUUCUUAGGAAUAAUGAAGGAUGUAAUUACUGCUGUCCUCUUACAACCAUAUUUAAAGUAUUAAAAUUCUUUUUAGCCACAUGCCAUAAUUUUUGGAAGCGUCCUGUGGGUGCCUCUGAAAUUCAAGCAAUUCUCUUGUAAACAGGGCCACGCUGUGCAGUGCUUGUACGUGGAAGUGAGCACUGGGCGGGAGGAGCGGUGCGUGCAUGAGGCGGUGAUUUGCCCUUCUCAGCUGCAGCUGGUGUGGAGUUCUGAAUGGGGGUUGGAGAAUAUUUUCCAGAGGUCAGCGUCUGCGGCCUGUGGGUAAUGUUGGUGUGCACAUAUCUCAAAGGGUGGUAGCUUUCUGCUACUCUGUUAAAUGCAAAAAAAAAAAAA
Messenger RNA from Oxyura jamaicensis (ruddy duck), 7650 nucleotides. RefSeq names its product marker of proliferation Ki-67 (gene MKI67). The transcript is spliced from 18 exons. Gene Ontology annotation, molecular function: protein binding; DNA binding. Lineage: Eukaryota; Metazoa; Chordata; Aves; Anseriformes; Anatidae. Gene Ontology annotation, cellular component: chromosome; nucleus. Gene Ontology annotation, biological process: regulation of chromosome segregation; regulation of mitotic nuclear division. Bases 90 to 6758 code for a protein of 2222 amino acids. The record is from RefSeq and is a predicted model, not a curated record.